Alternaria metachromatica is the source of this 1158-nucleotide messenger RNA. RefSeq lists its product as uncharacterized. NCBI's taxonomy places the organism in Eukaryota, Fungi, Ascomycota, Dothideomycetes, Pleosporales, Pleosporaceae. The record is from RefSeq and is a predicted model, not a curated record. Bases 1 to 1158 code for a protein of 385 amino acids. The transcript is spliced from 2 exons.
AUGCGCGCUAAAGAGGUGCCUAUUGAAGCUCGAGGCAGGGUCAAUACCAGCACCGGACGAGGGAAACGAGAGGCCGAAGCCGAGGCUGAGGCUGAAGUCCUCGAAGCACGCGGGAGGUUCGGGAGUAAAGCAGAUGACGUUCCACGGGAUGCAGAUGUGGAGACCGUCAAGCGGGCUAUCGGGUUUCCGAAAGGUGGCUCGACCAGACGACGUCGAGAUGCCGAGCCCAUCAAGUUCAGCAGCUGUGGUGGUAAUCGACGAGACGCCGGGCCGAUCAAAUUCAGCAGCUGUGGUGGUAAUCGACGAGAUGUGGAUGCAGACACCGACGACAGCUACCGACGUGAAGCUGAACCGAUCAGGAUCAGCGGCUCUCGUGGUGGUCAUCGACGAGAGGCCGAGCCCAUUGCUCAAUCUAUGAAGAAUCCAGGAGGAGGCCCCAAACGCCGCGAUGCUGCUGCCCAGCCUGGAAGACUUGACAUCGGCAAAGGUUAUGAUCGACGAGAUGCGGAUGCAGAGGCCAUCGAUCGAUCCAUCGGAGUUCCAGAAGGUACCUCGGACACCGAUGGCGUCGCUGUUUCCAACGAGGCCUUGGCUGACCGUGGUCGCCUUGUCACAUGGCCUCGCACACGCGAAGUUGAGGCAUCGAACGACGUGGUUGCGCGUGGAAAGGGAGUGCCAUGGACUCCCAAGCGCGAUGCUGAGGCAAUCAAGAUCAACAGCCCUGGCGGCCAUCGACGAGAAGCCGAGCCCAUCAAACAAACUCUCGGACUCCCAGCAGGUGGUUCGGACACCGACGGUCUCGCUAUAUCGAACGCGGCCCUGGCCGAGCGAGGUCACAGUGUCCCAUGGGGAGGCAAGCGCGCCGCCGAGCCGGCAGACGACUUGGCCGAGCGAAAUCGUGGCUCGCGCUGGGGUGGACGCAAGCGUGGCCUUAUAAGACACCCUGGAGGUUCUCCUAAGAGGGGCCUUACCCCAGGUCGCGGCGACUACCCUCGGGAUGCCGCCCCCCUCAGAGUUGCACUAGGUGGCUGCCGUCGGGAUGCUGCUGCCCAGCCUGGGAGAAUCGGCACGGGCAUAACCUGCGGCCGACGAGAUGCUGCUGCAGAGCCCAUCGAGGCCCGCCAGAGAAUGAGCGCAAGUACUGGUCGUGGCCGCUGA